This is a messenger RNA of Electrophorus electricus (electric eel), 5118 nucleotides long. The record is from RefSeq and is a predicted model, not a curated record. NCBI's taxonomy places the organism in Eukaryota, Metazoa, Chordata, Actinopteri, Gymnotiformes, Gymnotidae.
AGUGCGCUGGAAGAGCCGCACCCCAGCGCGAGAGCAGAGAAGUACAGCCCGAGCCCAAACACUGGAGUAGGGAACAAAAAGCCCCUGUAGCCUCCGAGUCGCUGUCCUUCCCCACAGCAUCACACCUGGGUCCAAGUGCGGAUUGCACGAUGAACGGAGAUUCAGGCGCAGGGGUGGUGGCGUCCAGCCCACCAGCGAGCAUUCCCCACAAGGAGCGCUACUUCGACCGGGUGGAUGAGAGCAGCCCCGAGUACCAGAGAGAGAGGAAUAUGGCCCCUGACCUACGCCAGGACUUCAACAUGAUGGAGCAAAGAAAGCGAGUGUCCAUGAUCCUGCAGAGCCCGGCCUUCUGUGAGGAACUGGAGUCCCUGAUCCAAGAUCAGAUGAAGAAGGGCAAGAACCCCACCAGCCUGCUGGCCCUGCAGCAAAUUGCCGACUUCAUGACCACCAGCGUCCCCACCAUGUACCCUGCUGCCCCGCAGGGGGGUAUGGCAGCCCUCAACAUGAGUCUGGGUAUGGUGACCCCUGUGAACGACCUCAGAGGCUCAGACUCCAUCGCUUAUGAGAAAGGCGAGAAGCUCCUCCGCUGUAAGCUUGCUGCCUUCUACCGCCUGGCAGACCUGUUUGGUUGGUCCCAGCUUAUCUACAACCACUUAACGGUCCGGCUGAACUCUGAACAGGAGCGUUUCUUGAUUGUCCCGUUUGGGCUUCUGUACAGUGAAGUUUCCGCCUCCAGUCUGGUGAAGAUUAACCUCCAGGGGGAGAUGAUUGACCGUGGUAGCACCAACCUGGGCGUGAACCAGGCCGGUUUCACCCUGCACUCCGCCAUCUACGCCGCCCGGCCCGAUGUCAAGUGCAUUGUGCAUAUCCACACGCCAGCAGGCGCCGCGGUGUCUGCGAUGAAGUGCGGCCUUCUGCCCCUAUCUCCCGAGGCUCUGAGUCUAGGCGAGGUCACCUACCAUGACUACCACGGCAUUCUGGUGGACGAAGAGGAGAGAGUCCUCAUCCAGAAGAACCUAGGACCCAGGAGCAAGGUGCUGAUUCUGCGGAACCAUGGGCUGGUGUCGGUGGGGGAGACAGUAGAAGAAGCUUUUUACUACAUUCACAACCUGGUCACAGCCUGUGAGAUUCAGGUGCGCACCCUGGCGAGCGCGGGGGGUCCCGAUAACCUGGUGAUGUUGGACCCGGGAAAGUACAAAGCCCGCCCUCUUCACCCUGAGCCAGCCGGAGAUGGCACGAGCCCGCAUCCCAAGUGGCAGGUCGGGGAGCAGGAGUUCGAAGCCCUCAUGCGGAUGCUGGAUAAUCUGGGCUACAGGACCGGCUACCCGUACCGCUGCCCUGCGUUGCGUGACAAAGCUAAAAAGUACAGCGACGUCGAGAUCCCGCCCUCCGCUACUGGCUACUCGUACGCGGAGGACAGCGAUUCGGGCGCUCGCUCUCCGCUGAAGCAGAGCUUCCAGCGGCAGCAGAGAGACAAGAGCCGCUGGCUGAGCGCCGGCCGGCCGGACGAGGCCUCUGAGGAGGGCCCAGAAGGCGGUGCCGGCAGCCCCAAGGCGAAGACUAAGUGGACGAAAGAGGAGAGUCUUCGACAGGCUGCAGUGGCCAAUCAGUUUGUCCCACUCAACACAAAUCCAAAAGAAGUCCAGGAGACACGGAACAAGAUCCGGGAGCAGAAUCUACAGGACAUUAAGACGGCUGGCCCACAGUCACAGGUGCUGACAGGGGCCGUGGUUGACCGGUCCUUCGUCCAAAGAGCGACUGUCUGGCAUGAUGCGCCACUGUCUGACUGUUUGGAGUCUAUCGAUGGCCUCGACAUCUCAGACAGCUUAAGUCCUGCUAGGUCUGUUAGAAAGGGUGAGCUGGUGACUGCCUCAAAAGCCAUAAUAGAGAAGGAGUACCAGCCUCGUGUGAUCGUAAGCAAGACUGGACCGAACCCGUUCAACAAGCUGUCUGAUCAGGAGCUGGAGGAGUACCGUAAAGAGGUGGAGCGCAAACAGAAAGGCCAAGAAGUACAGGUUGAGUCUGUCAGCUCAUUGCUCUCAGUUGCAGGGGCAGUCCCUGCUCCUCAUCCUGCUGCUCCAGGUCACAGUUCGGAGGAGCUUCCAGGAACUCCUGAUUCUUCCAACGACCCCAGCCGCAGUGCCGAAUCAGGGUCGGGAAGGGCCAGCCCCUCUGAUCCUGUGGAGUCACUACAUAAGGACUUUCACUGUGCGGUACUGAAAGCCCUCAGUGAUGCCCCAGAACUGUCUGGGAAUUUUCAGUCUGCUCCCAACAGUGAAGUUGCAGAUCAGACACAGGAGACGGAGUUGGUAGCAAAGGGCCAGAGCCCCACCCAUACCCCACCAAGCACCCCAGUCCGAGUAGAAGAAGAGCCGCAGCAGGAACAGACCUCUAAAGAUGAAAGCGACGCAGCCACUUUAAGACAAACCCUCCCUGACCUGACCCCUGACGAGCCUUCAGAAGCCGCCACCCUCUCCAUGGAAGAGCACGCCCCCGCUCAGACAGACCCCGCCCCGCCUCCAGAUGGGGAGGAGGCCGUUUUUGCCGACGAAGCUGCCGGCGACCAGGGCAGUGACGAGUCCCCCAACAAAUCCCCUUCAAAGAAAAAGAAAAAAUUCCGCACACCCUCAUUUCUGAAGAAAAAUAAAAAGAAGUCUGAGACCUAGAAAGAUCGCCGAGGCAAAAGUCUUACCCAGUGCUUCCUUUCUUGUUCAUUUGCAUAACCUUCUGUUCACCUUUUUAGUGUACCAGUUAUUUUCCCCUGUAGGGGUAAAAUUUGCUUUUACGUUUUUAACAGCUGCUUGUUAGAGUGGUGAGUGACUAUUUUGUCUGGGGAUAAAAUGUGUGUGUGGUCUAGCUUAUUCCGCAUGUCUGCACGGGCCCGCAUGCUAGCAUAGAUUUAUCUCCGUUUUUAUAAGAAAAAGUUAAACUAAAGCUAAAUAACCACUAGAAUGUAUUUGGAUUUUAUCAAACUCUGUUAAAGUGUCUUUACAAAAAGAAGAAGAAGAAGAAUGCAAAAAAGGGGGAAAAAAAUUAAACCUGAAAACUGCACGGUGCUAAACUGUCCAAUUCUGAUGUCCAUUUGCAUUUAACUCCGUCAUCUUUUAUAAGCAGAUGACUUGCUAACCAGUGAAAGCUUUUCAACAGUUUAUUGUUAAUGUUCUACAAUACUUGAUCAUGUAUCAAAGAUGUGUGUGCACACUUUAAUAAGGCUAUAGGUAGUUGAACUUAAUUGCAUUUGAAUACGUCUAGAAGCACUAAAUCAGAUUUUGAAAACUCUUCAUAAGGCAGAUCCAAAAUGGUCUGCCUUUCUGUCUUCAUAACUCUGCCACUCUGUAACCAGUAUAGUGUUUUUUAAAAAUUUGGCUUGCAUCGUACAGAAUAUGGAGGAAAAAAAAAAAAGUAUAUUGUUUGGGUUGAUUUUGUUUUUCUCUUUUCUAUUCAGUGAUUUUUCAUGACAAGUUGCACCCAAAACUGUUAUCAAUUUGACCCUUAACCUUAAUCUCUUUUUCAUGUUUUUAUUUUGAAACACUGUUAUGAGUAUAGCAAAUUUUUGUUCAUUUAAAUUUAAUUGAAUCCUGUCUGCAUAAAAAAAUAUUUUUACAUGGGUAAUUGUCAUGUUUCUGCCAGGUGUUUUGUUUUUUUUUUUUUGUUUUGUUUUGUUUUUUUUUUUUAAAUAUAUAGUAAAUGUGAAAAGUUGAUCAUUGGCUAAAUGAAACUGGCUUCAUUGCCAUUCGAAACAAAACAACUAACGGAUAAUGUUAGAUUAAUCGAGGAUAAAGAAUAAUGUUUCUGGUAUAAAUAGAAAGGAAACCUCCUCCUGCCUGGUUUCCACAUGCUAUCUGGCUCACACUAAUGUUAAUUCACGGUUUCAAUAUUUGGUAUUUAAGGUUGAAGUGCCCGUAUAAAGCUAGCGCAUAUCCUGUGGCUGUGUCCGUGGGUGCCCACGCUGAGGUGUGACGGGGAUACGUGGGACUCCGUUAGAAACACACACCUUACCUCCUGGGUUUUAGCUCAUCUGUGCUCUCUUGCUGCCCUCAGACACAAUGCAAAGAAUAUGCUUGUGGGACAUUGAUUAUAGGUGUCCAAACUUAUCCUCUGUACCACAUGAAUAAUGUCUGUUUAAUAACAGUUCUCUUAUUAAUCAUGCAUAAUUGUUACUGCUUCUCUUGUGUUGUUUUCAAAUACACACUGUGUCCUUGAAAGUUCAGCACUUGAUGUGAAAUACUGCGACAAUGGGAGCCACCCUGAUUUCAUACAAAACAUGGACACAUGGAAAUUAGGUGCCCUAAAACACCACCACUAAUUUAACCACUAAUCCCAGUGUGCUGCAAAUCUCCAAAUGAACUGCACAUAAUACAUUAACCAAGCCAUAACCCCCCCCACACACACACACACACACACGCGCCAAUUGCUGUUGCGUUUGUACUUGGAGACAGAGAUGGUGGCUUGUUUACAUUGGCCCACACGCAUUCUGUGGAUUCAGAGAUGUACGAUCAGUGCUAGACCAAUCUGAUUUACCCUGCAAAUCCCGCUUGAGAAUGGGGGAGGGUCAUCCCUGGAGAUCUGCCGCGGUGCUGAGUUUACAUCCUGCCUUUAUCCUUCACCUUAUCCAGCCAGCAAAGGUCUUAGAAACGAACCCGUUAGCAGGAUACGGUGUGCUAGGCAAGAGUCGGAGGUGAAGCUUCCACAGCAGCAGAUCUCCAGGUGCACGGAUGCUGAUCGCUGGUUCAGACCAAUUUACUGUGUGUCUAGAGCUUAACGUGACCUUACAGAGGUUUCUGGAAGGUCCGCGUGGUGUACAAGCUUGUAUCAUGUGUCCUCUGUACAUUUACAACUGUAUCAAUUUUUAGCUUUGUCAUGUCAUGCUUUACCAAUGUUUGAUGAUUACCAAGUUAGUAGUUGAUUUCCUUAUAAGGGAUUGUUUUAUGUUGUUGUCCUGUUUUAAAUAUAUAGCUUACUUUUAUUCCCUGAAGUGUAAUUUGGGGUGGGGGGGGGGGGGUGUUUGUUUUGGUUUUGUUUUUUUUCCAAUAAUUAAACACUUUUUUCUUUUUUUUUUCAUGGUACUCCUUUAUUAUAUAACCAUGAAUAAAAACUUUUUUCCCUUCAAAACAGUGA